Zonotrichia leucophrys gambelii is the source of this 1056-nucleotide messenger RNA. RefSeq names its product RNA pseudouridine synthase D3 (gene RPUSD3). Gene Ontology annotation, molecular function: RNA binding; pseudouridine synthase activity. The record is from RefSeq and is a predicted model, not a curated record. Gene Ontology annotation, biological process: enzyme-directed rRNA pseudouridine synthesis. The coding region runs from base 105 to 980 and encodes 291 amino acids. NCBI's taxonomy places the organism in Eukaryota, Metazoa, Chordata, Aves, Passeriformes, Passerellidae. The transcript is spliced from 9 exons.
UCUUCUUCUUCUCCUGCGUGCUAGUGAACCAGGAGUCCAGCAGCUUCUUGCUGUAGUAGAGUUGCCAGCCAUGCACCUGCGCGGCCACCACCACCACCAGGUACAUGACAGAGACGGCCGAGAAGCCGAAGAUGAAGCGGUGGAGGCGGCUGCUGGGCCCCAAGGAGACGCUGAGGCUGCUGGAGGGCUCCGUGGUGCACCGCGAAGGAGCCCUGCUGGCACUGAACAAGCCCCCUGGCCUCCCCGUUCUGGGGCGUCCUGGGGACCUGAGCCUGGAUGCGCUGCUGCCGGCACUGAGACGACGCCUGGGCCUCCCUGCUGAGCUCCACGUGGUGAAGGCUCCUGCCAGGGAGUAUUCUGGCCUUGUCCUCCUGUCCAGCUGCUACCAUACCACUAAGAAGCUCCAACAGUUCUUCACCGAUGCUCGUUGCAGAGGCCAGUACCCUGCCACGUAUCGUGCCAUCACCGUGGGAGUCCCGGCAGAGGUGGAGGGUGAAAUCUCUGCAGGGCUGAGCUGGCAGCAGCAGGGGGACAGAGCCAUGGUGGUGCCAGUCCCAGCCCCAGGACGCCGCAGCCUGGCCAGGAAGGAUGUAAAGAGCACCCUGACACGCUACCGGGUGCUGAGUGCCGUGGGGGGCUGUGCCCUCCUCCAGCUCCAGCCCAGGACGGCCUUCCCAGAACAGCUCCAGGUGCACCUGACGCUGCUGCUGUGCCCGGCCCUGGGUGACCACAAGCACUCCUCCCGCGUGGGCAGGGUGCUGGGAGUGCCCUUCUUCCUGAGCCCCGAGUCUGCCCCGACCCACACUCAGGUCCUGGACGAGGAGUUGCUGUCCCAGCUGGGGCUUUCUCCACGGCAGCUCCAUCGCCUCCCACUCCACAUCCACCUGCAGGAGCUCGUGCUGCCUGAGGGCCCCCUCUGUGCCCCCCCACCACCGUACUUCCUGCACACUCUGCGCUGUCUGGGGCUGCCUGAGCACUAGGAGCCCUAUAGUGCUGCCGUGGACACCCACUCCACCCUUCUGCUCUCUGCCACCCCAUUAAAAUCCCCCCCGUUGC